AUGGCGCAGUGGAAGUCGAUUGAUUUUCUUCCUAUUAGUCCUAGUCUUAAAGCAGAUUUUUAUUCUACUCUUAGAAACAGAAUAAUCAUCUUGUCUGAGCUUGAUGAUGAGCUGAUUUGGACCAAGAACUCUACUGGAAAGUAUUCAGUGAAAGAUGGAUAUAAUUCCCUUAUGACGGUCAAGGAUCUCUCUUCUUGGCCUUACAAAUUAUUUUGGCAUCCUGCAUGUCUGCCAAAGGCUGGAGCCUUUACAUGGCUUGCUAUGCAAGACAGGGUUCUUACUGGGAUGAGAUUGGAUAGGAUGGGCUUAUCUGUUGUCUUCCCUUGUGUUUUAUGUAAUCAAAAAUUGGAAUCGUCAUCUCAUCUUUUUCUUCAGGAUGUUAGAAUUGGUUCUUCGAGAAGUUAG
Messenger RNA from Cryptomeria japonica (Japanese cedar), 405 nucleotides. RefSeq lists its product as uncharacterized. The record is from RefSeq and is a predicted model, not a curated record. The coding region runs from base 1 to 405 and encodes 134 amino acids. The transcript has a single exon. NCBI's taxonomy places the organism in Eukaryota, Viridiplantae, Streptophyta, Pinopsida, Cupressales, Cupressaceae.